This is a messenger RNA of Nothobranchius furzeri (turquoise killifish), 5714 nucleotides long. RefSeq names its product calmodulin-regulated spectrin-associated protein 3. Gene Ontology annotation, cellular component: microtubule minus-end. The record is from RefSeq and is a predicted model, not a curated record. Gene Ontology annotation, biological process: cytoplasmic microtubule organization; negative regulation of microtubule depolymerization; neuron projection development. Lineage: Eukaryota; Metazoa; Chordata; Actinopteri; Cyprinodontiformes; Nothobranchiidae. Gene Ontology annotation, molecular function: microtubule minus-end binding; spectrin binding; calmodulin binding.
CAGCGCACGGCAUGAAGACUUAUCGUUGGCCGAGGGAACCAAUGUCUGUCACAUAUCCAACGACUAACUUCAAGCUAAUUUCAUCGCGGUUUUAAAAUCCUCGGAAAAAUCUUUUUAUGUCUCAGGAUUUUCUCUCGGCCGUGUAUCUGCAUCGCAGGGUCCUUCCACCCCCCCCACCCCCCACCACACACACACACACACACACACACACACACACACACACAUUUUCCCGGUGCGGUCCUCCUCCUCCUCCUUCUCCUCCUCUUCCUAGUUUUCUCCGAGUGGCACAGCGCGGCCAUGGUGGACUCUCCCGGCGCAGCAGUGAAGAAAACAUUCACGGUCCCGGAGAUCAAGCCGCUGGAUCGGUAUGACGUGAACCGGGCCAAGAUCUGCGCCAGCGUGCGGUGGCUGCUGUCUAAAUCCUACGGCUCUGCAGAAAAUGUUCCUGUUGAGCUUCGAGAGCCACUUUACAAAGACCAGUAUGAGCAAGAGCAUCUCAAGCCGUCCAUCACCAAGCUGCUUCUCUCCCCAGAGGUUUAUUGCCGGGCUCAAGCCCUGUUGGCUCCGGCACAUGGGGUCUCUCCACCAGCAUCGCAGGGGCCCCCGGCUGAUAACUCAGCCCUGCUGCAGUUCCUCACAAAGAAAGGUCUCAGCCCAAAGGUUCAGGAUGUGGACAUCACAGAAGAGGACCUUAACCACACACCCAUCAACACGAAAGCCCACCUCGCCCUCAUCGACUCUCUGAUGUCACUGGCAGCCAAAGAGGUGGUUGGUCAGGUGAAAAUGGCAGAGGAGGCUGAGCAGAUAGGUGUCGGAGCUCCGUGGGAGAACGCCCUGCUCUUUUGGGUCAAUAGGUUGAACCAGAAGUUGAGAGAAAGCACAGAAGAAGAAGAGCUUCCCAAGACAAAUACAUGUACCGACCUGCAGCCUGUACAGGAAACGUCUCAGUCCACUCGUUGGUACUGGAAGCUAGUCCCCCAUGCAAUCGCUUUUUGUUUGAAGGAGUCGGGGAAUAAGCCACCAGUGAUUCGCUACAGGAAAGACAAAGUGCAGUCCAAACUGACUCCUACUUUCCCUCUGGUUUCUGCGGUCAAAGAUCUGUCUAAUGGCUGUGCAAUAGCCGCUGCUGUGCACUACUAUUGCCCCGGCUUGCUGCCUCUAGAGGAUGUGUGUCUGAAGGACACUAUGUCUGUGGCUGACAGCUUCUACAACCUGCAGCUGAUCAAAGAGUUUUGUGAGAGCAGCUUGCAGAGCGGCUGCCCCCUGGCUGUAGAGGACCUUCUGUACGCUCCGCCCACUCUGCAUCUGAACAUAAUGAGCUUCAUAGCGGAGCUACUGGAAUGUUUUGAGGUGAAGAAGCCUGACUUUGUCAAGCCAGUGCAACCUAUUGACCUCACAGACAUCUCAGGGUUACUUGACUGUACAAGCCCCGUCAGUGGGAACAGCAACAGCGGUUCUCCUUCGUUCAUCUUUAAACAACCGUUUGUGCCCAUCCCUUCUCUUGUGUCCACAGAAAACAAAAAUUGGACAAAAAAACAGAUUAGUCGUCCUCUGUCAGCAGUGACUUUCAGCAUCCCAUUUGGCCUGGACAGUGAUGUUGACAUUGUCAUGGGAAACCCAAUAGAUUCUGUCUUUCGCUCUGUCAGCACUGACAACCUCACCACUGGCAUCCCUGCUCUCACCUCCACGGCAACAUCAGCGGGGAUGACGUGUGUCUCGUACAGCCCUCCGGAGGACCUCAGCCACCUGGUCAGCGCCUCUGCCCCAGCGCAGCGGUCUUCCUGGGGCCCCUAUGCACACACGGCACCGCUGGGAGAACUCCCGACCAUUGAGGAGGUGCGACAAGUGGUUCACAUACCUGACAGCAAAGACAGAAAGAAGGGGGGGACAAGUGAGAAAAGUGGGAGGGCAGUAUUCACGGGCAGGCCGGAGCCCAGGUUACGUCCAGAGGGAGCACCUGCAGGUUUCUUUCUGCACUCCCCCGAAGAGAAUAACUCCCAACUGAGCAGCUCAGCUCCCUGUCGCUCGGGGGUUCUCUGUCGACCAGUCAGAGGGGAGGCUGGUGACCAUGACAGGCAAGGAAAAAGAGAGCGAUCCAAACAGUACUCUAUGUCACGUGAUGACGACUCUGUUCUACGAGAUGGCAGCAUUGACUCGUCUGAAGCUUCAGAUGAUUUGCCCAGAAACACCCCUGGCAAUAUACGACCCAGUAAUGGUCGCCAUGGAAACCACAGUAGCAACAGCAGUCCGUGCAUGACAAGCUUUGCUGAACGACGAGACAACCGACGAAGACAAGCUGCCACUCCCGGGGAGGAGUCAGCAUCUGCUCCAACACCAACAACACCAGGAACACCACACACACCCUCAACACCAGCAGGUGCAUCAGGCCACCAGCAUCAACUGGACGGUCCAGCCUCGAGAGGUCCCGAGCUAAGCUCCGAGGCCUGGGAGCUGGGAGCUCGCCUCGAAGAAAAACGCAAAAGCAUAGAAGCUCAAAAAAGGCGCAUUGAAGCCAUUUUUGCCAAGCACAGGCAAAGGCUCGGGAAAACUGCUUUCCUUCAGCUGAAAAGGGAGCAGGGAGAGGGCGGAGUGGAGGGAGCAGAGGAAGAUAAUCUGACCCUGGAGGAGCGUCUCACUCGCAUGGAGGAGCAGCUGAAGCAGGAUGAGGAGAAAGUGGAAAAGGAAAGAGAAACAGAGAAAGAGAAGCCAUCUGUUUCCGACCCACCUCGACUGGAGAAACAGGUCACUUUCUCCAUCGACAACAAGAAAGGGGGAGAGAAAGAAAAGGGAGUAGAGAAAGGAGGUGAGGCUGUCGUAGUGGAAUACAACGAAGUGGUGCAGAAACUGGGUGAAGCUCUGCAGUCGCUUCAGCGGGACAUGCAGAAACUUACAGAGCAGCAACAGCAGCUUCUGAGUAACCAGAGACCCGGAAACACUCCCAAAAACACCUCCAAACCCGAACCAAGAAGUUUCACCAAAACUCCCCCUCGCACCCCAACAAAGACCCCACCAAGAACCCCGACAAAGACUCCCACCAGGAGCACCAGUAAGGCCUGGGUGAUUCCUUCUGGGCCUGGCUCUCCUGCCGGUUCUUCCCCUUCACGGCGCUCUCACCUCCUCACCUCGUCCACGUCUCCCAAAACCAGCAUCUCUUCAUCAUGUCCAGCUCCUCGGACCAAAACCCACUCCUCGUCCACUCCCUGCAGUCCCAAAAACAAUCCCCGUCUCCAGCACCACCCCCACCCACGACCCUCCGAACUCAAAUUCCCAACGCUCAAUCGUGUUUUGACUCCGACCCAGAAUGUGGACACGCUCCCCCACCUGCGCCGUGUGUCUCCCAGUAAAUGUCAGGUCCAAACAUCCUCUUCCUUCCGUAUUGGAGAGCCUCCAACUCCCAAGCAGCCUCCUCAACCUUUCCAGCAGCUGCAGCCUGAAGAGAGCACCUCAGACACAGGCUCGAGCGAGACACCCACCCAGUUUAGCCUGGAGCUGGAGCAGGAGGACGCGGAGGAAGUGGGAGCCCUGCCAGUGUUACCACAGUCCAGACAGGACAGGCUGAGAGCCGCUGGAGGCAGCAGCUCCGGUGCUCCUUCUGAGUGCUCCUUUGAGAGCGACACCUUGUCCCUCUCUGCUGCGUACAGCACAGGAGUUGAAGGAGAAAGAGGCGAAGGAGCAGGAAAGCCCUGCAGCCUGAUUGAGGCGUCCUUUUCGUCUGCUGGAGGACCAGAGGGGGGCAGUGAUGAACCCACUGAUGAGGGACAGGAGUUCUCCUCUGAUUCGAUGAGUGACCACACUGAAUCGGCCACAGAUGCUGUUAGAGAGCUACACAUAGAGCAACUGGAUCCAGUCCAACAACUCAAUUUGGCGACAGAGGCCAAGGAGGCGCCAGAGCUGCAAACCGGACCAGCAGAAGGACCAUCAACACACGCUGAGACAGCAGAGGUUUGUGGGGAGAAGAAUGAGCUCGAAUCGAGAGGAGGAAUUGGAUUCUUCUUUAAGGAGGACGUCCACAGUGAAGGAGAGAUGGCGCAGCGUAAAGCUCUGCUGCUGGAGAGGCAGCAGAGGAGGACGGAGGAGCUGAAGAAGAGGAGACAGUGGAACGAGCAGGAGAGGGAAAACAGACCAGCAUCCUCUGAAAGAAGAGUGGCAUCUCCCUCCAGCAACCCCCCUGCAGGUACAACCUCCCUGUCCCCUACACCUCCAGCCACUCCUGCUCGGCGCGGGGAUUUCACACGAGGAGAGUACGCGCGACGCCAUCAGCUCAGAAUCAUGGAGGACCUGGACAAAGUCCUGAAGCAGAAAUCAACACACCAAAGCCGAUCGGCUAAGAAAAGCCGCUCACGGCCUCGCAGCAUGACCAGAGAGGAAACCCAGCUGUCUCUGAGUCCGGCCAAGGGACCAACAGGCUCUAAGCUGACAAAGGCCCACUCACAGUCCUCACUGAACCUUGCAGCUACAGAUGAGCCUGGAAACCCGACAAAGAAACCUCAGAGUAAUUCUCCCUCACGAUGCGUGACACCGAACAAGUCUGCCCAUCUGAACGGAGACAAGGACUGGGAGUCUGGUUCCAGCGGGAACUCUCCAGGUCCGGAUUAUACAGGUCCGAAGCUUUUCAAAGAACCAAGCUUCAAGUCCAAUAAAUUCAUCAUACACAACGCUUUAUCUCGCUGCUGCCUCGCUGGGAAGGUCAACGAAUCACAAAAAAGCAAGAUCAUUGAGGAAAUGGAGAAGAGCUCUGCAAACCACUUCCUCAUUCUCUUCCGGGACUCCAGCUGUCAGUUUAGGGGCGUUUACACUCUCAACCCUGACUCUCAGGAGCUUGUCCGUCUGACAGGAGUCGGCCCGCGGAUGGUCAACCCCACUCAGGUGGAAUCGUUGUAUAAGUACAGCUCAGACAGGAAGCAGUUUAGUGCCAUACCAUCAAAAACCAUGGGCAUGAGCAUUGAUGCCUUCACCAUCCCUGGACAUCUUUGGCAAGGAGGGGGAGGAGCAGGAGGAGCAGGAGGAGGAGGCAGGAGAGCAAGUAUUACUAAGAAGGCGGUCAAAUGAGGAGGAGUGUAUAAGGAUGUAAUAAACACAUAAUAAACACAAUAUAGUUAUAUAUAUGUGUGCACACAGAUGGGUCUGUCUGUGAGUCUUACCCCUGAAAGAGAUCAAAAAGUGUCCCCUGCACAACUUUCAGAGAACAGAUGCUCCAGCGGAGGAAAGUUUUGUAAAUUGUUUGUUGCACGAGUUAGAGUUCCUCUCAGAGGCUACAUAUUUACUUUAAUUGUUUGAAGUACAAACUUUUGCCUUUCUUUAGAGAAAAUCAGACGUUCCUGAGUCACACUGACAGACCAAACAGUGACUCGCUGCGUUUCUGCAGACUGAAGCGUCUCCGUCAUACAACAAGAAGCUGUUCUAAACAAAAAGCCAAACAAAGUGAAAAUGCCUUUUUGAGCGAAUGGCCUUUUUUUUUUUUUUACUAUUGAUUUUGUGGGUGGAUGAAAGCACAACUGUUUGUAAAAUGAAAGACAGCCAUGAACAUGAUGCCGAUGUCUUUUUUUUUUAUCUCAGUACUUAUGAUGAUCCGACAGGAUGUAAGGUUCUUUACUACAUGUGGAAUAAGCUCAUUUCUAUAAUUACAUGACAGUAAACGCUUAUGAUCUGAUGAAACUGAAUGUUAGAUGCCAAUAUCAACAGUUUUGGUAAAUAAACAAAGAGCGUAUGCUGAA